Molecule: messenger RNA, 339 nt
Organism: Porites lobata
Lineage: Eukaryota; Metazoa; Cnidaria; Anthozoa; Scleractinia; Poritidae
Source: the annotation of a GenBank genome assembly
AUGAUGCCGACUGUUCGACAGCUUGAACAAUCCAGCCUCCUCCAAUUAUUGUUUCCGGUGCUGCACUCACCCGGAUUCCAGCUGGCAAUCCGUCUUUAAAAGCUACACUGAAAAACUGUCCAGCCCUUAGAUUUUUCUUAAGGUCCCCUUUCUUGUAAAAACACAUGCCCACCGCACGGAUUUGCUGGCCCAGAGGCGCUUGUUCCUUUUUAUUUACUUCUAGGCUCAACAUCGCUACCAGCUCUAACAUAUGCAAGUGAUCGUGUGACUGAUGUGAUCAGUGUUAUGUCCCGUCAGUCCCUUGUUCAGCGUGUAAUGUCUGCAGUUUGUCUGUCAUAG